Molecule: messenger RNA, 2739 nt
Organism: Aspergillus glaucus CBS 516.65
Lineage: Eukaryota; Fungi; Ascomycota; Eurotiomycetes; Eurotiales; Aspergillaceae
Product: putative C6 transcription factor QutA
Exons: 2
Biological process (GO): positive regulation of transcription by RNA polymerase II; DNA-templated transcription
Molecular function (GO): DNA-binding transcription factor activity, RNA polymerase II-specific; zinc ion binding; DNA binding
Source: RefSeq, a predicted model, not a curated record
AUGAGCAACGACGUGCGCCAAGCCUCCGGGGGCAGCGGCGGCAAAGCAAAGCGACGAUUGACAGAUGUCAACGAAGAUAUCAGAGCAAACCCUGCUGAUGAAAGCGCCGCUUAUCCUAAAAGGCAGCGCGUUUCGCGCGCCUGCGAUAGCUGCCGGUCGAAGAAGGACAAGUGCGACGGGGCCCAACCGGUCUGCUCGACCUGCGCUUCGCUAUGUAGGCCUUGCACGUACAAGACGAAUCCCAAGAAGCGAGGCCUACCGACCGGAUAUAUUCGCACGCUUGAACUUUUAUAUGGUAUCAUCUUCACAAAGAUUCAGGGUAGUGAGGAUGUAGUGCGUGCUUUGUUAAAGGCGGCCAAUAUACCUAGCCAUUUGGCUUCUAUGGGCAAAGAAGCAGAAGGCUCUGACACAUUGCUUGCCUCGUGGAAGAAUAGCAUCGUCUUACGAGAAAUUGAAAGUUUGUUGAUUCUGCUGGAACAACCGGAAGAGGAACAAAACAAAGGUCGAGCACCAGGGGGCUCACCGCCAGAGCCUGAGGCCAACAGUAUUAUAUCCUCAGACACGCUGGAGUGGCAGAUACCUGAUGGGUUGCUUGACAGAGAGAGCUCACUACCCGCUAUAUCAUCACCGGUCAAGACACCUACGAAUACCUCCGCGGUCAAAGCUCCUACGCAACGCACGGCAACCAAGGAUAGCGGCGCCCAGACGUCUCUUCCCGACAACAGGAUGAAUUACUCGUUACCGGACAGGUCUUCCCAAAGUGCCAUAGAACCACCGGCGACCAUGCAUCACAAUAAAGACGACCACCUCCGCUUACCUUCUAAUGCAUGGUCCCUGUUCGACAUCUAUUUUACCUACACACAAUGUUGGCUUCCGAUACUUGAGAAACACGAUAUACUUAGAACAGCAUUCCGCUACGCUGAAGAAGACAUACGAAUAUCGACUACUUCACCAGGAAGCGGAGAUCAUGCAGCACUGUGGUCUGCUUUGACACUCGCCUCUUUCCAGGAGGUGUCCAUCGCAGCCACUCGGCAACUUACAGACCUUCCCAAAGAUCCUCCAGAUCCCCACAAUCUAUAUACCACUGCCAAAAGUCUGAUACCGUCUGAGGAGGGUAGAUACGAAGUCGGUCAUGUUCAGGCAUUACUCAUACUUUCACUCGUCAAGCUUGGGCAGCAGGAUUGGACGGCAGCAUGGAUGCUCGUGGGGCAGGCUGUUCGCAUUGCUCAGUAUCUUGGAUUAAAUUGCAAACUCAACGACGCUGGGCGGUCAAAACAUGUGUUCCUGGGUUGCUUUGUGCUUGAAACUCUGGUCGCGGUUCAGAUACACCAAAUACCAUCGUUACAGAAGGAAGACCUAUCGGAGGUUGGAUUGGUCAACGAGGAUGGUCUGGAAGAAUGGCAUCCCUGGGAGGACCAGACAGGUCUUCGUCCAGUCAAGCCGCCUUCCGACUCUUUUCAUCGCGGACCCCUUCAUGCCCUGAGCACGUUCAAUCGACUGGUUUCAUUGGUAUCCAUCCUGAAUGAGCUUAGCUGUCUACGGCAUCGUUCAACCGCGUCUGUGUCGCAACUGGAGAUUGUAGAGCGUCAGUUACAGCUUUGGGUUAGCGCGCUUCCCAAAGCUUAUCGUGUUGACCUACAGUCGAACCCGACUCGAUCGACGUCACCGCAUGUGUUUGGGCUUGAGAUGAUGUAUGAAGGGAUUGUCACUGUCUUGGGUCUGGAAAUCGCAAGCCAAGAAAGCAAUGGGACAAUGACAGAAACCCCUCGCAAGAGGCGUGCUAUUGAAAGCUCCAAGAGGCUAUUGCUUUUGCUUCAAAGUUAUAUGGAGACCUACAGUCUUUCAGCAACCUGUCCUAUGUUUGGGAUGAUAUUGACGUUUGGCAUUCAACAGUCUGACGAGGGACGGAGAGCAUCGUCGUCGGCUGAAUUUGACUUUGGCUUACGGAGCAAACUUCAAUCUUUCUCUUCUCAUAUCGCUUCGGUAUGGGCCGUACCAGAGAAGACUGCGGGGGAAAGCUCGAUGGAUAGGGUUCAGACUACAGUUGCAUCCACAUCCAUACCUGCGAACCAACAAAGAAGCUUUGCAGGCAUCUCUCCCUCUAAGACGAGUGUAUUACCGAAUAAUAUCAUACCUCAAGGCCCCUCCAAGUUUCAGGCUACUGCUCCUGAUCCGAGAAGCGAGGCGCCCCGAAUAGACAUGAUAGACGAUCCCCCAACUGGGCUCAAUAUCGAUUCCUUUCUAUCGAAUCCUUGGAUGAGAACACCGGCCAGUAUUGACGAUAGCACUUCACUGCUGAGGACCCCAACGCCGUCAUUGACAAACGCGCGUACUGCAGCCGAAACAUCACGCCAACCGUCACAACUGAAUGGGGCCACGCCUAGCAGAACACGGCAUUCUAUCUCUACAACGAAGCCUGCUCUUGAGGCAUCUUUAUUGUCUGACCUACCAGUACCUUUUCAACCAGCUCCGUCCCAGUGUCCGCCCACGUACAACGAUCCUAAUCUUAACCUUGAUUCAUUUGUCGAUAUUGAUGGAUAUGGACAACCUCAACGGCAGAGAAUUGCACCGGAUCUUGACGCACUGUUUGAUGAACUGGCGUCGUUGGAUGGCACUGAAAAGGCCGACAAUCAACCCGAGUUCAUGCAGAACCUUGGUUUUGUACCUGAUGCAGGGAUGCCGGAGCUCUAUCCAUAUAGCGAUCAAACGGAGCCGUUUCUUCUAGCGCAGACACAGCAG